AUGGAAACGGAAAAUGAAAACUUGCACAACUGUAAUAACAACCAGGAAAACGGAGAUAAAGUUAGUAGCUGGUUGUCCGUGGUUACCUGGUUCAAAAGCUGGCUACCGGAGAGGUCUGUUAAAUUAGGGGAACCCAAUCCCAAGCAAAAAGUCGCCGAAUUAAUUAUGUGUGAAUUAAACUGGCAGAUAAAAUUGGCAGAAAUGAGACGAUUGGAGAAAGAAAAAGAGAUGAAAAUUCAGAAAACUGGAGUUGAUUAUUCGUGGCUCGUUACGAAUAAACCAAAAAUUCAAAGCAUAUCUGAGGCAAAGAAAUUAGAACUGGAGGAAUUGUGCUACAGACUUGAUCCAGAUGACUGCACUGAAGUGAUACGUCAGCUAUGGAAAGCCUCUCGAGAUGAACCCAGUGCAACAGAACUGCCUAACGUCUUGCAAACGAUAAUCACCAAUCACAUUCAAGAGAAACAGUUGAAAGAGUGCAACCAGGGCCCUGCCUACAACACCAACUACCUAAAUCUUUCAACACUAUCACUGACUGAAUGGUCUCGCUGGGUCAGCAGUAGUGUCACUAAUUUGUUCUCACAGGGGGGUCUAGAUAAAAUCAGUAGAAACAGUUCUCAAGAAUUGAACAGUAUUAACAGUCUUGAAAUGGUUGAAAUGGGUGUUGGGCCAGUCGAUGUUUAA
Molecule: messenger RNA, 681 nt
Organism: Helobdella robusta
Lineage: Eukaryota; Metazoa; Annelida; Clitellata; Rhynchobdellida; Glossiphoniidae
Exons: 2
Coding region: 1-681 (226 amino acids)
Source: RefSeq, a predicted model, not a curated record